Solanum dulcamara is the source of this 2434-nucleotide messenger RNA. Its product is annotated as pentatricopeptide repeat-containing protein At2g37320. The coding region runs from base 237 to 1688 and encodes 483 amino acids. Gene Ontology annotation, biological process: RNA modification. The transcript has 2 exons. NCBI's taxonomy places the organism in Eukaryota, Viridiplantae, Streptophyta, Magnoliopsida, Solanales, Solanaceae. The record is from RefSeq and is a predicted model, not a curated record. Gene Ontology annotation, molecular function: RNA binding; protein binding.
UCAUUGCUUGGAUAACUCGUCGAAAUCAAUACAAAGAAAAACGCUUAUAAUAGUAAAAGUAAAACAUGUAGAUAUAUGAACUCGUUAAAUUCCCAUUAAAAUCAACAUAAGAAAAAACACUCCAUCAUUCACUGAUCAUCAGUCGAUGUUGUCAAAGGGAGUGGCGAUGCAAGUGACUCAUACCUAAGUGGCAUUAACUGACUUGGUGGGUGGCUGAAGCAAAUACAGGUGAAGAAAUGAGCAAUCUCCUUUUUCGUUAUGGUUUGAGAAAAAAAUUGUCGCUCACCAAGAUAAAGAGGCCAUUAAAGGGCCAGAGAUUUCUUGAUAUCUUAGCUCCAAAGCCAAAUGUGAUCAAGAAUCACCAAAAUUGUCUUCAAAUCAUUGAGGACUUUCUCCAAACAGAUUCUGAGCAAAAUUGUAAACACCCAUUGGAUAAAGAACACUCUUUUUCGUAUUCAAAGGAAGAAGAUUCAGUUUCAUUGUUAUUUAGGUUACAUAAAGAAGGGUCUAAAAUUGGGGUUAGUUUAGUAUCGAAUGCUAUGAGUUUGUGCGCGUCGAAAAGGGUUUUUAGUUUAGGGAUUCAAGUUCAUUGUUUGGCGAUUGUUAAUGGGUUUUUAUCCAAUGUGUAUAUUGGUAGUUCUUUGAUCACUUUUUAUGGUAAUUUUGGAGGAAUUGUAGAUGCGUACAAAGUGUUUGAUGAAAUGCCUGUGAGAAAUGUUGUGUCUUGGAAUGCUAUGUUAAACGGGUUUGCGAAGGAGAACGAGUUGGAUAUGUGUUUGAAGCUGUAUAAGGGAAUGAUGUGGUUGGGAUUGAAGGUUAAUGAAUUUGCCUUUAUGAGCUUGUUGAGUGCGUGUAUGGGUAGUGGAUGUUUUGGUCAUGGAAGGAGUAUCCACUGCCAGAUAAUUCUUAUGGCUUUUGAGUCCUAUGUACAAGUUGCAAAUGCCAUUUUAUCAAUGUAUUGUAAAUGUGGGGAAGUAAAGGAUGCUAUUCACAUUUUUGAAAAUACAAAGAGUAAAGAUUUGGUGUCGUGGAACUCGAUGAUUUGUGGAUAUGGACAGCAAGGACAAGCAAUUCAAGCUAUUGAACUUUUUGAGGAAAUGAAGAAGCAAGAAGUGAGGCCUGAUUCCAUUACUUUCCUUGGGGUGUUGUCUUCUUGCCGCCAUGCAGGUUUUGUUAAAGAAGGCAUGUCUUAUUUUUAUUCAAUGGUUUAUUAUGGUGUGAAGCCAGAGCUAGUUCAUUAUUCAUGUAUCGUGGAUCUUCUAGGACGAGCACGUUUUUUAGAAGAGGCUCGUGAGUUUAUCAUGAAGAUGCCAAUUCAACCAAAUGGUGUUAUAUGGGGUUCCUUGCUUAUGUCGUGUAGGCUUCAGGGGAACUUUCGGUUGGGAAUUGAGGCUGCAGAGAAUAGGCUUGCACUGGAACCAUGGUCCACCUCUACCCAUUUGCAGCUGAUAAAUUUAUACGCUGGUUUAGGAUACUGGGAUCAGGCAGCUAGAGUGCAGAAGUUGAUGAAAGAUACCAGACUUAAAAGGGAUCCUGGUUAUAGUUGGAUCGAGAUAAGCAAUCAAGUUUUUCGAUUCACUGCUGAAGAUAUAUCAAUGGGACAUAUUAAAUCAAUUGCUAGUUUGGUGGAUAUUUUGGUGGAUCACAUGAGAAGCUUGGGUGUAGAAGAAAUUGAUUCCAGUGAAUAGUAAUGUAGAGUAUGCACAAUUUUGCAUAUGAGCCAGAUUCUUCUUUUCAUAUAUCAGGGAUAACCAUUUUGACUUGGGACAACAGCAUGAGUGCAAAGAAAUUGUUAAGAAAAUGGAUUUUGUGCUUAAUUCAAUUCCAAAAGCUAGCUCAUGCGGUGAAGAUUGCCGAAGACUGUACAAGAAGACAACAGGUCAUUACCCUUAUAGACUGCUAGAAAUGGAAGAUAAGAAUCCUGUUCAGCAAGCAGUGGCAUUUGUUAGACAGCGAGAUUAUAUAUGCGCCACUUUUGUAACGAGGGGCAUAUCAACUCUAAAUCGCCAAGUUGAGGGGUAUAUUUGCUCCUUUCUAUGAAUUGCGUCAUUCACAGCCAGCAGGUGGCAAUAAAUAUGAAAUUACUUUGGAUGCUACUUUGAUGACUACUCUAUCAACUCAAAACCCCUAACACGAUGAUACAUGCCUGGAUUAACCAUGUAGUCAAGAAAAAACAGCGUGAAGAUGGUGAGAUGAGAGCCCCUAAGUACCAGAAGAACCGUUGUGUUCUUGAUGCUGCCUUGACAUAUAGUGGUGGUGGUGUAAGAAGGUUAGCUGGAUUCUUUGAUGAAACUAGUUACUGCACUAGUUUUGCCUUGAACAAAACAACCUCAAAUAAGAGCCAGAAGAAGGACAUUGCUUGUCCAUGGAUCAUCUCUUUCUGAAACGGUCUCUUUAUUUUGUUGAAUUACUUUAGAUUGUGUGUUACAGCGUG